GACACGCCUUCCCUUCCAACAGCUAUUCGAUUAAGAUUCUCGUGGAUAGGAAUCUGUUGAGGCCUAUCGCGAAGUCAAUACAUUUGAAUCCGAAAAUCGUUGUGAAAACAAGUUCGCGAUAGGUGCACUGGUUCGCCCUUCGAAAUGGUCUCAGAGUGGAGUCGCAUGUGGGCCAGCGCUUCAUUCGUGGGGGUGCUCAUCAUCAUCGGCCUGCCGCUCUGGUGGAAGACCACCGAGGUCUACAGGGUGUCACUACCGUACGACAAGAUGAGCAGUCUGUCUGCGCACGCGCACUCCGUACUGGAAGAGGUCACCGUCCUGGCGGCGGACGAGGCCACCGCGGCCGAGGUCGCCGGCAUGCUCGAGCAGAGCGCACAGCACGCGGACAUAAUCAACCUCCGCGUGCACAAGAAGCUGCUCCCGCCCGCCCUUCACCAAUCCCUGGGCGUGGUGGCAGACGACCAGGAGGCGCUGGAGGCGGUGCUGGAGGCGCUGGGCGGCGGCCCCGACCAGCUGCUGGUGGUGCAGCGCCCCGUGCUGAGGCAGCAUGUGUGGGUCGCCGAUGAGUCGGUCGUCUUCUUUAGGGAUGCUAAAGCCUCUCAAACCCUGUCCCGCGUGCUAACCUCCUGGAUCUACCAGCUCCCAGUCCUGCGCGACAGCGUGGCCGCGCGGGCUGCGCAGGCGCCGCGGCGCACCCGCUUCCCGCCCAGCGCCCGCUACCACAUAGUGCUGUCAGUCGUGCACCCGGACCCGGCGGGCGCGGACGUGCGGUUUGACGCUGGCGACGCGGUUGAAGAUUACAUCGGCACAUUUGUAGAUGAGCUGAGCGAGCUACACAACUUCACACUCAAGUCUCAGUGGAUCCAUCUACUCGACUUCAACUUCCAAGCCAAAGAGGUCGCCGACACUAGCGACUGGGGGCGGCACUUCGCCGUGCGUGAAGACAGGCUGCACCUGCUGCUGACCAAGCUGGAGGAACGGCUGGCCACCAGGGUGUCUCCGGAGCCAGCCAUCAACCUAGUGCUCUACCUGCAGCCAUGCCACACCGCGCCUCUCCGGAUAUACGACCAGAAUGACAAGCCCAUAGACUCGGCCAUCCAAGCGUUCAUGUCGCCCAAGUGGGGCGGCGUGGUGCUGGCCGCCCCCACCGCGGCGGACUGCCGGGGGCGGGGGCGGGCGUGGACGCCCCCGGUCAGGGCCGUCAUGGGCGCCUUCCUCGCUCAGCUGCGGCCGCUGCUGGGGAUUGUGGAGACUGAACCUAUAGAGGGCGCGUACCUCGAGCCCCUCCGCUCGGUGGUGCCGCGGCGCUGGGAGCGGCGCGCGCUGCUCCGGACUCGCGCCCUGGACCAGCUCACCUCCGCCGCGCUCACGCUGGAGUCGCUUGCGCAGCUGCUGGGUGAAAUAUCCAACAUAGUGAUAAACGACAAAGUGGGCGAGUCCAUCAGCUCGGCCGUGGAGGGCAUCGAGGUGGCCACGGAGCUGCUGCGGCGCGGUGAGCUGCGGGGCGCCUACGACGAGUCCCUUUCCGCGUGGCAGGAGGCCGAGGCCGCGUUUACUGAUCCUAGCCUGCUCGCGUUGCUGUAUUUCCCGGAUGAUCAGAAAUACGCCAUCUACAUCCCUCUGUUUCUGCCCAUCAUGUUCCCGGUGAUACUGUCUAUAAAGGCGCUGCUGCUGUGGUUCCGAGGGAAAUCCACCAAAGAGAAGACUGAAUAAUACCGCAUUUAACAGUAUUACAUUAUUUAACAGUAAUAUGUAAAAUUAUUUUAUAUUGUGUUGUGAAUAAAAUUUAACCCACCACUUUAAA
This is a messenger RNA of Plutella xylostella (diamondback moth), 1804 nucleotides long. NCBI's taxonomy places the organism in Eukaryota, Metazoa, Arthropoda, Insecta, Lepidoptera, Plutellidae. The record is from RefSeq and is a predicted model, not a curated record.